This is a messenger RNA of Dimorphilus gyrociliatus, 1061 nucleotides long. The record is from the annotation of a GenBank genome assembly. Lineage: Eukaryota; Metazoa; Annelida; Polychaeta; Dinophilidae.
GCAUUCGUUCGUGAGACCUAUUCGAAAAAUGACCGAUCAACAAUCCAACUCCGAUUCGGAUUCUGAAAUCGACAUUGAAGCUGAUUUUGAAGAACAUACAUUUUCAUUAACUGAUGGUGGAAAGGAACAGAAAAAGAGGAGGAUAUUAAGGACUCCAAAAUGUGCUAGAUGUAGAAAUCACGGUGUCGUGAGCUGCUUAAAGGGCCACAAAAAAUAUUGCAGGUGGAAAGACUGUGUUUGCGCUAAUUGCCUAUUAGUGGUCGAAAGACAGAGAGUAAUGGCGGCUCAAGUGGCUUUAAGAAGGCAUCAACAUCAGGUUUCGGAGAAUAAUACUGCUUCCGGUCAACAGAAGGUACGGAACGCUGCGAACCUUUUACAAUAUCGAAAAACUCUGCAACGCAAUCUGAGAAAUCUGCAACAGCAUACGUUGUCCAGAGAAAUACUGCAAUCUUAUAAUAUGCGCUUCCGCAAUGUAGGUCAGACUGAACCAAGAACUCCACAGCAUCCAGUUAUAAACGAAAGAAUGCGCAAGCGCAAAGCCUUCGCCGAUAAAGAAUUGGAUGCAUUAACACUUCAAAGGCAGCAAGCUGCCGUUCAACCAAUUUUCAAAUUGCCACUUCCGAUACCGGUUAAGAGUUCCUCAGAACAAGGGGGUUUCCUCCGAAAGCUCUUCCCUACUCAUAAUCCACAAUUUCUGGAGUUAAUUCUACAUAGUUGUAGUGGGAAUCUUGAAAAGGCUAUUGAACAUAUAGUAGCUGGUAUGAGCGGUGUCCAAUCAAGAGCUUCUCUCACAUCAACCUCCACUCAUCCUGCAUUUGGUUCUGACGACGAAAAAAAGCCAAAAGUCGUUACGGACGAACCAACAACUAAAAAAGUGCCUCUAAAAUUUAGUGUUGAAUCAAUUAUUGCCAGAUAGAAAAUUCAAAGUUGUAUUUAUUUUUUAAGAAAAAUGGAAUAUGCUAGAAUGAACAAAACAGAAAAAAGAUUGUAUGUAUGUUAACGAGAGAAAGAGAGAAAGAGAGAGAGAGAGAGAGAGAGAGAGAGAGAGAGAGAGAAAGAGA